GUCAAAGUGACAAUAUGUUCUAAAUUAACCGUUACGUUUUUAACCUUCAAAUAACCACUAAAUUAUCGUGUUUUGAGUGUUAAUAAAUCAAUCUAUUUGAUAAUAUUAAAGAAACCCUUAUUGAUACUGCAAGAUUUCUGCUCUGAUCUGCCACAAAAGAUUGAUUGGCCUCCCAUAACUCCCAGCAGAAUAUACGUCACAUGCGCGUAGAAAGUUCCUCACUUCAUUCACGCAUUUUAUUUAAACUUAUCAACUUCGCCCAAGUCAAUAACAUUAUUGUGUACAAUGCAGUUUCUGAUUGGUAAACAAAAGAUUACAAAUCAGCUGCACCGUAUAUCGGUGGUGGAAUGCUAAGCUGGUUCUUUUUGAGUUUUGCGCCAUUGUUAGACGUCCCGACGGCCUGAAUUAACUGGCGUCGGACAUCGAUCUGUGCCUCUUUGCAGUGCAAGUGUCAACGUCUGGAACUACAACACACUUGUCAAAAGAACUUUUAUCAAUGGAACUAUUCAUAAACACUGAUUAUCAAUUGCACCAUGCCUCGUGAUAUUUGUUAGCUUUAAGUAAGCAACCUCCAAACAAAAUGAGCCGUUCAAAAGAAAAAGUCACCAACAUGUUCCGUAAAAUCUUCAAAUCGUCAUCCAAAGAUGGAGAAGGUCCGAGUAAACCCAGCACCUCGGGAACGGGUUCUCCAGCCAGGCGAUUACUCCGUGGUUGUCGCGAUACCGUAGCACCAGCAAACACCUCUCAAGCCAGUCCUGCCUUCUCCACCAAGUCCAAAAAGGACGAGACUCAUGCGAAGAGCGUUAGAGCAAGAAGGCUGAUGAAGGAGUUGCGCGACUUGCAGAGGUUCCAGAACUCCAAAACUGAUCCAGUGUUCACGGUAGAAUUAGUAGAGGACAACCUGUUCGAGUGGCACGUGAAACUUUACAAAAUAGACUCUGACAGUGAGUUGGGUAACGACAUGCGCGAACUAGGAGUGACCUCUAUUUUACUACAUCUCGUUUUUCCCGAAAACUUUCCUUUUGCGCCCCCUUUUAUGCGCGUUAUCUCCCCUAGGAUAGAAAAAGGCUUCGUUAUGGAAGGAGGAGCUAUCUGCAUGGAGCUGCUGACACCUCGGGGAUGGGCUAGCGCCUACACUGUCGAAGCGGUCAUCAUGCAGUUCGCAGCCAGUGUGGUGAAGGGACAGGGACGUAUUCAGAGGAAGAACAAGGGCCAAAAAGUGUUCAGUAGACGUACGGCAGAAGAAAGUUUUAGAUCGUUAGUUAAAACACAUGAUAAGUAUGGUUGGGUCACACCAAGUUUGUCUGAUGGUUGAAUUAUUAUGUAGGUAAAGAAAAGAAUCGGUAAAUGUAUUGGUUAAUAGUUUAUUUACAUUUUUAUAUUGUCCAAAUCCAACUCACAAAAUAGGCUAUUAACAUAGAUUUACCGAUUUUGUUACAACCAUGAAAUCACAGGUGAUACAAUGAAGCUUGUGUUCUUUCUAAUCAAAAGCUAACCAUAAAAUGCUUAUAUUGUUAUUCUAUAUUGUCGAAGAUUUUGUUUUAAUCGUUCAGUAGUCUUUUCUGCGAUAUUUUUAAUGUAAAGUAUGAAUACUUGCCAUUGUAUCGCUGAGGAAAAUGAUCUCAAUAACCAAUCCGUUCCGUAUUUGUGUCAAAAAGUAGAUUUGUAGGAAAAUAGGUUAGAAAGAUAAACAUUGAUAAAUUGGUCGCAAAAAUACUCUUUGUGUGUCUUUUAUCAGUUACAGAAUACAAGGAUUCAAGGAUACAUGUAUAACAUUCUUGAAAAUACAUAAAAAAAUAUUGAAGAUAUUCUGAAAAGCAUAAAUGUUUUUUUUCUGUAUUAAUGGUAUCUCCGCUACUUUUAAUUUAUGUUAAAAGUUUUUCAAAAUAUCUUCAUAUUGGAUAAUGUUGUUGCGAUAUUAAUGAACAUACAGUCUUAAAAUUGCAGCUCUUGGCACUAUUUUUGUCCACUGCUACACUUUUCUUUAUACAGGGUGUCCAGAAACUCUCCCGACAACCGAAGACAGGAGAUUCUUCAGAUAAUUUUAAGAUAAUUUAAACCAAUUCAUGUAGUCCGAAAAUGUUUCCUAAAGGAGCUUCUUCUUCAUGUACCAUGUCCUUUCAGAACGUUGGUUACCAUCAUAGCUAUCUUAAUUUUAUUCACUGCCACCCUAAAUACCAUGCUUGUAUCAACACCAUAUCAAUCUCGCAAGUUCUUCAACCAUGAGGUUCUUCUUCGUCCUGGACUGCGUUUGCCUGCUAUUUUUCCUUGCAUGAUAUUUUGUAGCAACCUAUAUUUGGGACCUCUCAUUACAUGUCCGAAAUACUCCAGCUUUCUCUGCUUGAUGCUUUUUAUGAUCUCAGUAGUCUUGCUGAGACGUUCUAGUAUUGUGGAGUUUCGAAUCUUCUUUACCCAGAAAACUUUUAAAAUUCUUCUAUAGCACCACAUUUCGAAAGCCUCAAGGCGAUUUAGAUCGGUUUUAUUCACAGUUCAGGACUCGACACCAUAAAGUAAGACCGAGAACACGUAGCAGCGAAGUAGGCGGAUCCUCAAUGCCAACUGAGCUAGAGCUAGAGGGAGCUCGAGCUCUUUAAAGAUGCGUCUUGUAAUUGAUGUUUUUUAAAAUAGCUCCAGAACGCUUCUAUUUAGAAAAACGAAAACUGGUAUGACUAUUUAUCUUCUAGAGAUAAAUCGAUUCUAUCAAUUGCGAAUGUCUAGUACCGGUCGUAGGCGUCCGUUUUGGGUAGGGCACCGGUUAUUUUAUCGCAUAAUUUAUUUGUCUUUUAACUUUUGAGUAUUUUUAACACUGGAUUAUUAAAUUCUGAGGUAUUUAAGUACUAAAAGGUACUUUUGCUUGAGGUCCAUAGGAUGCACCGUUUUUUAGAAAAAUGGAUUUGAAAGUUUUUCGUUUUCUGAAUUUGAAUAAAAAUUGAAAAAUUUUUUCAAGAUAAAACGGUGUAUUUUGUCGACUUAAUGCAAGAGUAACUUUUAAUACUCGCACACCUCAUAAUUUAAUAAUCUAAUGUCAAAAAUGCUUAAAAAUUAAAGACGAAACCUUCUUCUUGUUGCAGUACCGUCUCCUAUCGGAGGUUGGCUACCAUCACAGAAAUCUUAACUUUGUUGGCUGCAGCUCUGAACAACCGUAUUGAACUGCACCCAUACCACUCCCUUAAAUUUCGCAACCAGGAAAUCCUCCUACGUCCUACAUUUCUCUUUCCAAUAUUUUUCCUUGGAUUAUGAGUCUUAGCAGAGAGUACUUUUCUCCUCUCAUUAUGUGGCCUAGAUAUUCCAGUUUUUUCGUUUGUAUGGUUUUUAUGACUUUGCAUUCCUUCCCCAUCUUCAGAAAAACAUCUUGUUUCUUCUGUCCAUUGUAUUUUCCACAUUCUCCUGUAGCACCACAUCUCGAAUGCCUCAAUAUUUUUAAUGUUUAUCUUUUUCAGUGUCAAAGCUUCCAUGCCGUAUAGCAGAACGGAGAAAACAUAGCACCUUAACAUUUUCGUUCUUAAGUUUAUAUUUAUGUCCCGGCUGCAUAGGAACUUUCUCAUUUUGACAAACGAUUGUCUCUCUAUCUCUAUUCGCCGUUUGAUUUCUCUUGUCUGGUCAUUAGUAUCAGUGACCAAACCCCUAAAUAUUUUUAGGACGUGACUCUUUCAAGUGGUUGAUUAUUUAUGGUUAAAUUCACAUUGGUGUAUAGCUUCUUUGUUACAAUCAUGAAUUUAGUCUUAUUAAUUCAGUUUUAGACCAUACUUAUUGCUAUGAGUGUUUACGUUUUCCAUCAAAUACUGUAAAUUUGUUAGGUUAUCUGUUACUAUUAGCCUGUCAUCAGCGUAUCGUAUAUUGUUAAUCAACUCUCCGUUAAUGUUCAUACCAAUGCUUUGCUCUAGGAGCGCUUCCUGACAUAUUGUUUCGCUAUAUAUAUUGAAUAGUAGUGGAGAAAGCACACAACUCUGAUGCACACCUCGACGAAUCUCAAUUUCUUCGGUUAACUCAUUAUCAACAUUUUUGCUGUUUGUCCCCAGUACAACCUGGAUAUAAUGUUAAUGUCGCGACUGUCGAUGUUUUUGCUUCUUAGGAUUUCAUACAGCUUUUGGUGUCUGACUGUUUCGAAGGCCUUCUCAAAAUCUAUGAAACCUACUUAGAAGUCUUGGUUUACAUCCAAACAUCUUUGCAUUAACACACUCAUACCAAAAAAGGCUUCCCGUGUUUCCCGUACACUUCUGAAUCCAAACUGUGUGGCGCUUAUGUCCUCUUCUAAUUUAUUAAAUAUUCUUUUGUGAAUUAUUUUUAAAAAUACUUUUAGUGUGUGGCUGGCUCAUCAAUGCUAUCUGUUGUCUGAACGCUCUCUGGCGUUAUUCGCCUUAUUCGUCUUAUUUGGCUACAAAAGUAGAGGAGAGCCAUUUCUUUGGUAUGAUGCCUGUACUAUAAAAUUGUGUUAAAGAUGAAACCGAUAAAGCGAUAAAAUAACCGGUGACCUACGCGAAACGGAUGGCUACGACAGGUACAAGAAAUUCGCAAUUGAUAAAAUCGAUUCAUCUCUGGAAGGUAAAUAAACGUACCAGUUUUCGUUUUUCUAAAUAUGCAGAUAGUUUUUUGAUUUCUUUUUUCAAAUUCAAAAAACGAAAAAUUUUCGAAUCGAUUUUUCUAGUAACCGACUUAAAGUAAGAGUACCUUUUAGUACUAGAAUACCUCAGAGUUUAAUAGUCCAGUGUCAAAAAUACUUAAAAGUUAAAGACAAAAAAGAUAUGCAAUAAAAUACCCGUUACCCUACCCAAAACGGACACCUAUGACCGAUACUAGAAAUUCGCAAUUGAUGGAAUCGAUUGGAAUUCGAUACUCUGGAAGAAAAAUAGUAAACGUUUUCGUUUUUCUAAAUAGAAGCGUUUUGGAGCUAUUUAAAAAAAACUAAUUACAAGACGCCCUAUUUAAAGAGCUCUAGCUCCCUUAGGAAGCAUUUUCAGACUAAGUGAAUUGGGUUAAAUUAUCUUCAAAUUGUCUGAAGAAUCUCCGGCCUUCGUGUGUCGGGAGAGUUUCUGGGCACCCUGUAUAGUCCACCAUUGGCCUACUAAAAUACAUUAAGACAUUCAAGAACUGGUUCAUAUGGAAUACCCCCAAAACUACCGUCUCUACGCCUCUGGCUAUUGCGACUUAACAGUGGCGGAUACAAAAGGGAUAUCAUAAUAAUAUCGAAAUUACGUAAAUAUGUAUGUCCUUACUUGACCAAUUCGGAUUGUUUCUUUCUAAAAUGAUCAAAUUGUUAAUAUAUAAUUUUAUUAGAAGACAAUGACUGGAACAUCGAACAGGAAAAGUGGAUUUUUCAUUAAAAAAGAAAUCAAAAUUUUAUCGUACAAUGCCAUUAAACAACCAAUAAUUAUAAAUGGUUUUUCUGUUAGUAUAAUUAUUUAAUAAUUGAUUUUUUACUAUAUUAACAUUAUUUCCUCAAUCUCUUUUCCAUGUGUAAUUGUAAAAAAUUUACAUAUUUUAAACAAACAGUAUCAAUGCAUAUUAAAUUCAUUUAAAAAUUAUGACGUCAAACGAUAUACAGUCAAAAUCGUUUACAACGACACCGGCUAUAACGUACAAUUGGAUAUAACAAACAAAAUGGUAGGUCCCGUAAAAUGUCAUAUAAAAAAAGCAUUUAUAUUGUUUAUAACGAACAAAUCGGUUAGAGAAACCAUAUUUCUUGGAACACUAACAGUCGAAAUAUUGGUUACAGCGUACAUAUGUGUACCUCAGGGAAAUACAACAUCCAUUUUUUCAAUUAUGACCUUUUUAUACACUAUAUAAUAGACAAUUAUAACAAAUGCAUGAUUAAGGACCAAUUUCUCAUAUCGAGUUCAACUCCAGUUUAACCUGAACUUUUAGUGAAAGUCAGUUUAAAGUCAAAAUCGUCUUUUUCAAUUCACGUUCAACCGAUGGCAGUUUAAACUUGAACGCUGCAAUUCGGUCGUUCAAAGAUUCCAGAACCCAGUUCAGAUGAUUUCAUGGAUUACGCAUGCGUUGUAUUAACACGAAACGCUGUCCUAAUAUAAAUAUAACCUAUUUUAUUAUAUUAAGCCUUGCUAAACGAUAAUAUUAUUUUUGUUUUUAUUACAUUUAUUUAUAAUUUUUAAAAUGACUUUUUGACUAUAAAUAUGUACUUAAAUUUAACUUUAUUCAAAAACAGCAUAAAAAAGGUCGUACAAAAUGGAGAUAGUUUUUUACCUUUUGCCAUCUAUUGGCAUUUCUCGAAAGCUGUAGAACGUGCACUGACAUGAACGUGCAAUGAGAAAUACAUUCCAAACAAAACCGAAGUUCACCAGUGAACCGCGGUCCACUGAAUCAUAGAUCAAAGCAGGUAUGAGAAAUCGACCCUUAAAUGACAAUAGAUACAAUGUCCUAAUAUAAUAUUGUUUCCUCAUCUCAAUAAAUAGCUGUAGCAGUAACACUUUUUGUUGAAAAAAGUUUAAAAUUGCUUUGCCGUAAAGUUAUGAAAAUGGGCACUGUAUUGUAUCUCUCCGAGGUACCGAUAUUACCACGAAAUAAAAAGAAGGUUUUAUUAAUUUAUGGUUAUGAUGGUACAUCCGAGCAGGGUCCACUUGUAAGUCCUUUAGACACUAGACUUCCUAGGCGGGUUCAUUAUCACAAGAUUUUGUUAUAACAUAUUAUAAGUAUAGAUUAAGUUACACAUUUUUGCAUCAUAAACUUACAACGAAUUGACUGUUGCUACCAGUGUAAUAUCGUUUAUAGCAACCUGUUCGUUAUAGCAGAUAGCCGCUUACAGAGAACACUGGCUACAACGUACAAAAACCACAGUCCCCUGAAGUUCGUUAUAAACGGUUUUGACUGUAUGUAAAACGAAAAAAUGGUACCUAGGUGUGACCUAUUAUUUAUGUGUAUUAUAUGGAUGUAGAAUGUGAAGAAAGAUAACAACAUAAUCUAGCUCAUAUAUUUAGCGAUUUGUUAAGAUGUAAGAUGAGUUUCUGAGGGGACGGGUUUUAUUAUAAAUUUUCUCACAGCCCUAUAAAAAAGAAGAAUUCGAUUCCUAUUUCUCUGCUUAUAUAUUCAGUAUAUAUUUCGGUUUGUUAAACUACAAAAUAUACCAAAUAUCAAAAGACUGAACUUAUCUCCUCUCCAAUCAGUUGUAAACAUAGUUUUUAUUUUUUGUUUCGUAGUUUUCCGAAACCACUUUAUUAACUUCAUAUUAGCGAUAUUAUAAAAUAUACAGUAGACUCCCUCUGUAACGAGAACUGAAACGGCGGACUAAUUACCUCGUAAUAAGCGGAUCUCGUUAUAUCAGACAACAAUAAUAUUGUGUAUUGUGCAUACAUAUGAAUGAAUAUAUAGUUUUCUAAAACAUUAACUUCCUAUAGUGAAGCCAUUCGGAGCAAUAUAAGAUGCUAAAUAUUGUUUCCUCAACAAUAAGGCUUCGCCAUCAUAAAUUGUAAAUUUUCUUACAAUAUUCAAUAUUGGUCGAUAGAUAAACAUGACAGGAAGAAGUUUAUCAUAAGCGGUGCAUUUUAUUACAGCACUAUCCUCGAUAAACACACAGAUGUUGGGGAUUUCUGUAUACAGGCAGUUGAAGUAUUUAUUUAGCCAUUACAGCGCUAAAAACAGGUAACGAUACAUAUUAUACAAUCUUAUUUUUCCUCGUUAUAACCAAAUAUGCCUCGUUAUAGAGGUGUUACAGUUCAAUAGGAAUUUGAUGUGACAUCUAGUGUACCUCGUUAUAAGCGAAACCACGUAAUAACCGUGUUCGUUAUAGAGGGAGUCUACUGCACAUACAUUUCUUGUAAGAAAUAGAUUAGAUGUUUUGGCGUAUCUAUUUCUCCAUGUAACGUUAUCGAAUGUCUUGGAGUAGUCAACAAAGCAGAAAUAUGUUUCUAUAAUAAACUCUAGAGAUUUUUCUAUAAUUUGACGAAUAUUAAGAUUGUGGUCUCGUAUUCCCCUACGUGAGGAAUAUUUCACUGAUCAUGGUGAGGAAUAUUUUGUCCUCAUAGAAUAAUAAUGCUACUGUACGGUAAUUGUUGCAAUCUGUCGGUGAACCUUUUUUAUACAUAGGAAUAAAAUUGAGCUUUCCCCAAUCACUUGGCCUGUUUCCGGUUCUAAGUUACUUAGUGUCUCAGCUGUUAUUCUGCCCCUGUAUCUUCCUCUUUUGCUUUUUCAGAAAUUUAGAUUUUUUAUAGUCGCUUUAAUUUCUGAUUUCAGUAUUUGUAGUUUCUUUUCAGAAAUACUUUUCUCUGUAUUAUUAUCUGCAUAUUACAGCAGACAGUGUUUACUCUAUAAUGGGACAGCAAAGGAUCAGCCUGGGCAGGAUUUUUGAAAUUAAAAUGGGUCCUAAAGAAUAAAAAAUACAAUAAUACUUAAAAACAAUAGUGUUUGACCAGUGCAUACUCCCAAUUCUCACAUACGCAUGCCAAACAUGGAUCUUGACCAAGGCAAACAUCGAUAAAAUAAUGAAGACACAAAGAGUCAUGGAGAGAGCAAUGUUAGGAGUAAAAUUAAUAGACAAAAAGCAAAACAACUGGGCAAGAAAUAAAACAAAAGUCAAAGACGCAGGACACCAUAUAGCCAGGUUAAAAUGGAGCUUUGCAGGUCGUAACGCUAGACAAACGGACAAUAGGUGGAAUACCACGAUACAACAAUGGAAAACAUGGACAGGAAAGAAAGCAAGAUGGACGACCCCAGAUGAGAUGGAGAGACGACAUUAAAAAGAUAGGAGGAACGCACUGGAAACAGAAAGCACUAAACAGAAGCGAAUGGAUGAAACUGGGGAAGCCUAUGUUCAAAAUUGGACAAAUUAAAGGGCAAAAGACAAGAAAAUUUUAUCAGAAACUGAACAAAAGCAGAAAAGACUUCAAACCGAGAACGACGAUGUGUAGAGAUAAGGAAGGUAAUAUAUUGACAGAAUAGCAAGAGA
Messenger RNA from Diabrotica virgifera virgifera (western corn rootworm), 8896 nucleotides. RefSeq names its product ubiquitin-conjugating enzyme E2Q-like protein CG4502. The record is from RefSeq and is a predicted model, not a curated record. Bases 581 to 1315 code for a protein of 244 amino acids. The transcript is spliced from 3 exons. NCBI's taxonomy places the organism in Eukaryota, Metazoa, Arthropoda, Insecta, Coleoptera, Chrysomelidae.